Molecule: messenger RNA, 2569 nt
Organism: Salarias fasciatus (jewelled blenny)
Lineage: Eukaryota; Metazoa; Chordata; Actinopteri; Blenniiformes; Blenniidae
Product: torsin-2A-like
Exons: 5
Coding region: 21-956 (311 amino acids)
Cellular component (GO): nuclear envelope; endoplasmic reticulum lumen
Molecular function (GO): ATP binding; ATP hydrolysis activity
Source: RefSeq, a predicted model, not a curated record
UCUGCCAGCAGGCAGCAAACAUGUUGGCCGUCCUCUCGUUGCUGCUUCUGUCAUUUUGCGGCUCCGUUCGCGGCGUUUUCCAGCAGCUUUACUGCACUUUGUCGGACAGCUGUGACUGCGACUUCAGGCCCAACAUCAGAGGGUUGGAGUGGGACCUUUACAAGAAUGUCUUUGGUCAACAUCUGGCUCAGGACGUUGUCUCGGAGGAGGUGGCCCGCUUCCUGGCCAAUAAGAGCCCCGACAGGCCCCUGGUGCUGUCCUUCCACGGAUCCUCCGGGACGGGAAAGACGCUGGUCAGCUCAAUGCUGGCAAACCAUCUGUACGGCUCGGCCAUGAGCAGCCCGUACGUCCACCAGUUCGUCCCCACGCUGCACUUCCCCUCGCCCCACCUGGUCCACGAGUACAGGGAGGAGCUGAAGUCCUGGGUGCAGGGGAACCUGACUGAAUGCGCUCGCUCCGUCUUCAUUUUCGAUGAGAUGGAGAAGAUGCCGCCCGGCGUCAUCGACGUGCUGGAGCCGUUCCUCGGACCCGCCCACGUCGUAUUUCGCACCAACUACCGCAAGGCCAUCUAUGUCUUCAUCAGCACCACCGGACAGGAGCUGAUCAAGGAGGUGACUCUGCAGAACCGACUGGCCGGACGAGAGCGCGAGGACAUCAAACUGUCCGCCCUGCAGGACCGACUCGCCCAGGCAGUUUACAACGACAGCACCAGCGGGUUCUUCCAGUCCAGCAUCGUGCAGCAGAGGCUGGUGACGGUGUUGGUGCCCUUCCUGCCGCUGAGCCGCUGCCACGUGGAGCGCUGCGUUCACUCCCUGCUCUGCCAGACGGGCAGCUGCCAGCGCAGCGACGUGGUGGAGGCAGUAGGGGGCGAUAUGACCUACGCUCCUGCUCAGGGCCAGUACUUCUCCACCACCGGCUGCAAGGCCGUUGCUGCAAAGGUCAACUUCUUCCUGUGAGCGCCAGCCUGCAGAGGAGGAGCCACCGAGACAAUCGGGACGGCCCCGGGAAUCGAACCGGGACGCUCUGGUGAGGGCUAUCCUGGACAGGAUCUUCAGAGAGACUGCAGCAGUCCGUGUUCAUCGGCUGCUAAAAGCGUCUGUAAUGUCAUGGAGGUGGUUCUGUUAGCGGGCUAACAGCAGUGGGACACCUGGACACACACCUCAGUGAGGAUGAAUCCAACGAGCUCCACCUCACACUUUACCGUCAUCGCUUCCUUUUUCCUGCUCACCGGGAACGGUAGUUAUUUAUUGUGGAAUCAUCAUAAUAAGCAUGUGACUGGCUGGUUCUGCUCUUCACAGGCAGAGUCCAUGAGUCCUGAUGAGAACUUCUCUGGUUCCUGUAGAGCAGAGGUCUGCAGCUCGGAGCUCCUGCCAAAUAAUUUAUCUUUUUAUUUACAUACCAGACUCAUUCUCAAUAGGAAUUUGAUGUCUUGGAUUAAAAUCUCUAAGAGAAAAUGCUGAAAUGCCUAAAAUUUCUGAAAAUGGAAAGAAACAAACGAGCAAAGCUGCUUAAAAAGGUGAAGUGUCCUUCCUUCCUGAGGCCAUAAGACUUUAUACCUCCUCCCUGUUAACAGGGUCUGCUGUGCUUUGGUCCAUGUCUUUCUGUGCUCAAAUUCAGCCUUUUACAUCCUGUUUUAAAUUACUUGUUUCGUUUUUGUCCUGUUUUAUGUUGUAUUCCUUCUAUUUGAGGCAGUGCUUGAAGGAAUUUCCCUUUGGGUUUAAUGAAGUGUUCUAUUCCAAAAUGCCAAAAUUGUUCAAAUUUUGGAACAGAAGGGUGAAACUGCUAAAAUCAGACAGAUAAACAGCUGAAAAGGUAAUGAAAUGUUUACCAUCCUGAAUCUUCUUAAUUGCAGCAUAAGGUUUUUUUUACGGGUUUCAGAUCUGUAUAAGUCAAACUGUAGAAGCUGUGUUAGCUUCAUUUUAGAGGUUUAGCAUGUUUUGCGGCUCCAGAUACGGUAAAUUUGAUUUGGUGGGAAAAAAAAAAUCAUAAAAACGUCUGUUUUGAUCAUAAAGGUUACAGACCUCUGGAAUCGCUAAUGAUUUUUACUUGAUGAUGGAAAACCAGUCAGUUUUUACUUCGUCACUGCGAUCAAGAGUGUCUGACAGGCCUCCCAGUGGAGGGAGACUGGGUCAGUCCACUAGUGCUGCUGUAGCAGGAUCCAGGCAGGAGGGGGCAGCAGAGGGCAGCAGCCAGUGAGCAGGGCUCAGAGUUUACAGAUGGAACAGGUUUCCCUGGUGUUCAGUGGACUAAAGGUCUCCUCAGAGCUCCAGACUGGGGGCCGUGGCGAAUCCACCUGGACGGGGUUUUCUGAUCCACUCGACAAGCAAACAGCAGCCGGCAGUCGUUCUGCUGUGUAUAUAUAUAAGCUUUUAGUGUGGUUUCUUUGUUUUUACUAUGGAAUGUUUUUGUUUUAAAUGUUCAGAAACACUCAAAGUGCACUUUAAUGAAUGUGAUGCAUUCACUGUCAGUGUUCAGCGUUGGAGAAAUGGAAGUCUGUCUUGUGUCAUGUUUGUUAAAUCCUCUGUAAACUGAAGGCAUUUCUAUAAAAGAGUUUCUCUUUCUGAAAUCA